GCAUCGUGAACUGCAGCGUUGCUACAAUCCUCACGGGGUGCAUCGGCAAGGUGCCGUGUGUGCCUUUGCCAUUGGACACCUGCAUGCUUGACUCCUCUAAUUGCAGUGCGGGCAUUCCCGCUGGCGACUCGUGCGACAUCCACUGCAAGUACCCCUACACCGGCACGUCCGGCGAGGCAAGCUGUCCGUCCCUCAACAGCGAUCCCUUCUUCCUGCCGACGCUUGCUCCCCCAACCUGCAUCGUGGACUGUUCGCAAUUGGAAUCCAUCUCUGUCGUGGGAUUUCGACGGAAAGCGAACGACACGGGCUGGGAAUGUGAUGAUGGUUUCGGUGGCACUGUGCGAGAAGAUUGCUAUCUGGAGUUUGACAAAGAUCCAUGUGGGAGCCCGCAGCUGCUUCUCUCUGGCUGCUUUCCUCUGGCUGACUGCUUGACUCCCAUGGUCGACCUUUGCCAGUUCAACGUGUCUGAUUGCCAGCAGGUCAUGCGAGGCAGCUCCUGCAGCGUCUCCUGUAUCUCGCCCUAUUCCGGAUCGUCCACCGUGGCAACGUGCCCCAUGAUGAACACAGAUGCACUUCAAGGGCUUGAGCUCGUCCUUCCGGCCUGCAGCUUCCCUGUGUGUCCUGAUCCAGCUGUGCUUCCACUCGGUUUUGUGCAGCAUGAGAACGGCACCUAUGGCUGCGACCGCGACUACAUAGGCACCGUCGACCGCAGCUGCACGAGUCUUGCCUUCUCGGGCACAUCCUUGGGGAAUACUGCAGAAGGUCCGGCCUGCUACCCCGAAGCAGUGUUCACAGGCUGCAAGGUUGUUGCUGAAAUCGUUCCGUGCCAGCCGCCGGUUGUUGAUCCCUGUCUCCAUGAUGCUUCCUCGUGUAGCGGGUCUUCGCUGGCUCCGGGUGGUAGCUGCGAAAUUGGAUGCCUUUCACCAUUCUACCAAGGCAGUCCCGUGCAGACGUCUUGCCCACUCGACAACAUCAACACCACCGGAGGAUUGGUGUGGACCCCGCCGGUGUGUAGCCUGUGGUGCCCUGAGCCCACACUGGAAGAAGAGCCGGCGUAUGGACGAAAUCCUGAAGGUGGCAGUAGCCAAGACAGCAGCGGAUGGAUCUGCAACCCCGGCUAUGCCGGCACAGCGGAGGUCACGUGUCAACUACUUCCUCCUGCCAGGGGGCAACAGUGCGGUGUGGCGAGGCUCAUCAUGUCUGGCUGCAGCCGGCUGGAGCCUUGCGUGCCGCUGCAAGCAUUUGCAAUGGACUUCCAGGUGCGGCUUCCGGCCCUGCCUCCUGCACGCGGGGAGUGGCUGGAGGAAGCUGGAGAAGGCUUUGAAAUCGAUGUUUCGGGAUGUGCAGCCUUGGGUCCUGGCCAGGCAUGUCUUAUCGGUUGCCGGCCGCCGUUUGUUGGAGAUGUGGUGGAAGCACUUUGCCCCGUUGGGAACACGGAUCGAUUUCAGGCACCCAUCCCGCACAAGACUCCGCUUUGUGAGCUUCGAUGCCCGGACCCGCAAAUGGCCCCACCGGGUUACCAGCUGAUCAAGACGGCACGCCAACCAACUGUGGGAGCUGCUGGCAAGGGUGGCGAGUGGCAGUGCACGUCGGACUUCACUGGCUUGCCCUUGAAGCACUGCAACGCAACUGCUGCAUGCAACGAGACCAGUGCGGAGCAGCUUGACGAGUCAGGAGACUGUGCCAAUGCCAUCGAGCUUUCGAUCGAACUAACUGGAUGUGUGAAGCGGCAACCAUGUCAAGCUCCAAUACUGGACGCUUGCAGCAUAGAGAGCUUCGACUGCCCCGCUAAUUUGCUGGACCCCGGUUCUUCGUGCACGGUGCUCUGCCGCUUUCCGUUUGUUGGAGACCCGACGAUCGCACGCUGCCCUCACGAAAACGUCCUCUUUGGACAAGGGUUGGAUUGGACACCACCCGACUGCGUGUUGCCAGAAUGCUAUGAUCCAGUUCCAGAAGGCUAUCAACAUGGUGCAGCUGGAUGGGAGUGUGCAGAAGGCUACUUCGGCUCUGCAGUGCGCAGCUGCACGACAGAUGUCAACUGUGAGCGUGAGGUGGCCCUUUCAGGCUGCACCAAGCUACAACCGUGCAGCUUGCCGAGAAGCCGCGAUCGUUGUCGCUACGAUUUCACCUCGUGCCUUUCAGCGGUCGAUGGGCAGAGCUGUGAGGUGCGUUGCUUGGAACCCUUCUACACGGCCAGCAGCUCACAAGUUGGCCUUGCGCUAUGUCCUGCAGGCAACGUUGACCCUGAGCAGGAGCUGCAAGUCCUGUCGCUACCAAACUGUGUGCCGGAGUGCACUGCGGUGCCUCCUCCAGGGUAUGUCGGUUCUCUGCAGACAGGCUGGCGAUGCGGAGAGGGCUACCUGGGCACCCCGACCGUCAGCUGCACAGUGACGGAAGUCGGUGCGAGCUGCGUUGCUGACUUCCAGGCAUCGGGAUGCUUGCCUAUUCAACCCUGCAUCCCAAAAGCAGCGGAGAUCCCUUGUAUGUACGACAUGGAUGAUUGCAGGGAGGUCAGUGCUGGGUCGACGUGCGAAAUACACUGCAAACAUCCAUUUCGAGGUAGCUCAGCAACCGGCAGUUGUCCUGCCGGUAACACGGAUCCCACCAGGAUGGUGGAUGCAGAUUUGCCCGAGUGUUUCGUGAAAGCUCCGUGCCCGGAUCCGACCAAUGGAAUACCGGAAGAAUAUAGAUAUACUGGCAACAUUCUGGAGCCAGUCGAAUGCUCUGCAGGCUUUGCUGGUCCGGCUAUUCGGGAGUGCGCAGCCAAACUGCUGCCAAACAGCACUGACACUUGCUUUGUCGAGGGCAGCUUCACUGGAUGUGCCAAGAUUGUGCCAUGCCUUUCCCCCGAGAUCGCGUCGAACGACUGUGAGCUUAACACUACAUGUGGGCCUAUGCUCGAUGCCGGUGACAGCUGCGAUACUGCGUGCAACAGGCCACUCGAAGGACAGAUGACUGUGGCGCGAUGCCCAGCGCACAACACGGAUCCGACGAUGCGGGCGAUUUGGACACGUCCAAUUUGCACUUGCCCGGAUCCGGCAGUGGUCCCUCCUGGCUUUGCCCCGGCUCUCGGGGCAUGGACAUGCUUGGCCGGAUACGUAGGGCAAGCAGCGAAGCUCUGCGAGUGUCGGGCAGAGGAGCCACUGUUGCGCGGUUGUUACUCCCCAGUAAUUUGCGGUGCUGCCGGCUUUUCCGAUACGGACACUAGAAGAGGCUUCGUGGGAGGAAGGAUCGAGUUUGGGCCCUCGACGUUAGAUGGGCGGACAGACGAAGAUGGCGUUUUGAGCUAUGAGGUCUUUUGGGCCGAUGACUGCGGCAUCCCACUGAGGGAUUUCCCAGCGAUUCUGACGGUGCCGCCUCGCACCUCCGGUGGUCCUUCGAGUCUUUGGCCCGAUGGUUGCUGCAAGACAGAUGUUUAUUCCUUGACAAUCCCGGCAACUGAGUUGCCGGCCGAAGCCCGGCAACUGCUGAUCCUCGUGCUCACAAGCUCGGGACCCGCACCCGAUGGGUUGGUCAUCCCGUUGGAGGAUAGCAAUUUCGAAGACACUGUGACAGUUCCGCCCAAAGGUACGGUUGGCAGCGAAGCCAGCGAACGGCGGACUUCUGAGUGGCUUCUUUUGUUGACUUGCAUAAUAGCAGUCCGUCGUGAGUAG
Molecule: messenger RNA, 3653 nt
Organism: Symbiodinium necroappetens
Lineage: Eukaryota; Dinophyceae; Suessiales; Symbiodiniaceae
Source: the annotation of a GenBank genome assembly